AUGAGCGCAAGCUCGCAGAAGAACGGCCAAACGCCGCGGGCUGGACCGGGAUCGCUCGGAGGUGCACCGGCCACCGCAAGCCACCUGCGCGACAAAGUUAAUGUGCGAACUUCGACACCAGAUUCCGAAGCCCUCGCUAGUUCCGACGAUGAGGGUGACCAUCGUCACGAGUCAACGCAACCUACCGCUCAGCCUUCAAAACCCGCCCGCCGAUCAUCCUGGUUGAACGACACGUCCGCACCAUUUGCCCGGCCACGCAAAGGGUCGAUUGCGAGUGGUUCCAUGUCGCCCACCGCGUCGCAUCCAACAACGCCUUCGGGCGAGACGGCGCCAGGCACCUGGGGCGCGCACUCGGCUUCAGCAGGACUCGGUCGCGCGGUGGGAGGGUCGGCGUUUCCGUGGACAAGUGCAAUUUGGAACAACGAUAGGAGGGAACCCUCACGAUUGAGCGAGGUUCUCCCCUCGCCAACCUCCCUUGCACCUCCAGGCGCCACCAGCAAUUCCAUGUUCGGGCCCGACGCAGCAGCCACUCAGACCUCGCCCAAUCCUCGCGACGGCAACAACACUCAGAUUCCCUUUGCGAUCCCGCUUCAUCCCACUCCCAAGACGUAUCGAUCUCAGUCCUACUCGGUUGGGCAGAUGGAGUCCGAAGCGAAUGCGCCCCCGAGCACCGGGAUGAGCUCAUCCACGCUUCUUGGCCGCGCGAGGCAUCCGGCGCUACAGCAUCGCCCUUCUCGGCCUAGCAUGCUCAGCGAGAUGGCGAACGAUGGGUCGAUGCUCGGCAAGGUCAAGGAGGUGGAAGAUGACGACGACGAGGAAAGCGCGCCCGAAUCCAUGCAAGGCUCGUUUCACCAGAGCGCCGAGUCCAAGACAAUUGAGAUGCUCACCCGCGAGAACGCCAUGCUUCGGCAGCAACAGUACAACAGGCUCCGACCUCGUGCCUCGACCGGGACCUCGUACUUUGGCAAUGGCGUUCCGCUGCAAGGGGCCGUCCCGGAAGAAUCAGACUUUGCUGUUGACGAAUACGACCUGGUCAACACUGAGAAUGGGGAGUCGUUUGCAAGAAGCGCCGCGACCCGACGUAUGAGUGAAUACGGUGGGGGCGCCGCUGCACGCUCUCCCUCUACCAGAGUCGACAGCACGAGCCUGAAGAAAGCGCUGUGGUCGACUUCCGGAUAUCCUCUCCUGGACGCAUCGCAAAGUCGGCGGCACUCCUUCGCCAACAUGCCGACUCGUCAUGGCUCCAUCAGUUCCGUCGCGGACACCGCCUCUGCAAUGGAAGGGGCUGGGCCUGAAGCGCAGCAAUAUCAGGAGUACAUGGGCGCGCUGCAGGACACUAGCCUGUAUGCGCAAACGGGAAAUGGAAGUACGUCAGCCGUAGGAGUGGGAAUUGCCAACGGUGAUGCUAACGUGUCAGUUUCAGAUCUAUUCAGUCCGAUGACUUCACAGAUGGGCGCCAAUGUGCCCCAGGUCUAUGGCAACCCGUACCAGCCAUCUUUUGCCUCACCUCACAUGCCGAACCGGCCCGGAUCACCACAACGCACCCCCUACGGGAUGGCCCAGCCGCGACAGAACCAGCUGCUGCACGUUGUGUUGUUCAAAUGCGCACGCGCCGACGUCUUCUAUAUCCAAGAGGGUACUGGACUGACGGUGAAGCCCGGGGACCUCGUCAUUGUGGAGGCUGACCGCGGAACGGACUUGGGUACUGUGGCAAAGGACAAUGUCGACUGGCAAACUGCGAAAGAGCUGAAGGAGCACUACGCCGAAGAGCAUUACAAAUGGCUCAUGAUGUAUUCUCAGGGAGCCGCGGUUGCGCAGGAGGGAUCUGGUUCUGGACCUGGCAUGCUUGCCUCCUCCAGCGCGACGCAAGGCAGCGCCGUGGGUGGCAUGGGGCCUGCCACGCAGCAUCAUAUGCAAGAGCCGAACGCCGGCGAGCUCCGCCCCAAGCUUAUCAAGCGUCUUGCGCAAAGCCACGAGGUACAUUCUCUGCGCGAGAAAGAGGGCCAGGAGGCCAAGGCCAAAAGAGUCUGCAACACCAAGGUCAAGGAGCAUGGACUUCAAAUGGAAAUCCUGGAUGCUGAGUUCCAAAUGGACUGGAAGAAGCUGACUUUUUACUACUUUGCCGAUGCUUACAUCAACUUCAAUUCUCUGGUCACCGACUUGUUCAAGAUCUACAAGACGCGUAUCUGGAUGUCCGCCAUCAACCCAGCGUCGUUCGCCAGUCCCACACUGGGCAUUCAAGCGCCUAGCGGCGUAGGACCCGGGGCCGUUGGCGCUGGCCGAUCUUCUGGUCACAAUGACCGCCGACAAGGUCAGCAACAGCCACAGGCGGCAUCGGCCCAGCAGCAGCCGCAGUCACAGCAGAACCAGGAGUCGAUGGGUGCCACGCCAACAUCGAUCACCAGUCAAGGGUCUCCGGCUCCCCGUGGAUUCCGUCCAGGACUCAAUCAGCAGUAUGGGAACGAUAGGACGAACGGACAGAGCUACCAAGGGUAUCCUUCAGCCAAUUACGGUUACCCCCAAGGAGGUGCCUUUGGCAAUGCCCGUACAAACGCCGCUUAUGGCCAAGCUACAUCUCCCGGGGUGAUGGACAAUUACUCCGGCGCCAACUUUCAACAGUUUGGCGAUUUCCAGCCUACGCGGAAUCGGUUUGCUUCUCCUCAGUCUGGUGCAAGUCCCAAUCCACACUCCCAGGCAAUAUCACCGUUAUCGCCAAUGGGCCAACAGAAUGAUUGGAGCGCCGCAUUCCAAGGACUUUCGCUGAACUCCCAUUAG
Emericellopsis atlantica is the source of this 2775-nucleotide messenger RNA. Its product is annotated as PSP1 domain-containing protein. NCBI's taxonomy places the organism in Eukaryota, Fungi, Ascomycota, Sordariomycetes, Hypocreales, Bionectriaceae. The transcript is spliced from 2 exons. Bases 1 to 2775 code for a protein of 924 amino acids. Gene Ontology annotation, cellular component: cytoplasm. The record is from RefSeq and is a predicted model, not a curated record.